Messenger RNA from Hylaeus anthracinus, 2068 nucleotides. RefSeq names its product peptidyl-prolyl cis-trans isomerase FKBP8. NCBI's taxonomy places the organism in Eukaryota, Metazoa, Arthropoda, Insecta, Hymenoptera, Colletidae. The record is from RefSeq and is a predicted model, not a curated record. The coding region runs from base 124 to 1275 and encodes 383 amino acids. Gene Ontology annotation, molecular function: protein binding; peptidyl-prolyl cis-trans isomerase activity. The transcript is spliced from 6 exons.
CUCACUUCAUGUUAUAAGCAGUUAUAAGUGAAGCCAACCGGUGUCGCACAGUAUCGCAUGCAAUCGCAUGGUCGCAUGCUUUGCAAAUAAACGGAAGUACGAUAUUAUUUUAUAACAUUUCUAAUGGUUCUUGAGACGUUUGAAAGUAAGAAGAUGGAAGAUGAACCAGUUCAACCAGGAGUAACCCAAGCUGAUUUCAUUAAAGAAGAGCUAAAUUUCGAUGUGGAUCCAAAAGAUCCAUUGACUGAGGCAGCUUUAAAUGAUCAUCCAACUGACGAAUGGAUAGAUAUCUUAGGAAAUGGACAGUUAAAAAAGAAAGUUGUAAAACCGGGUAAAAAUGGAACACGACCAAACAGAUCUGACAUUUGUAUUUUAAAAAUUACUGGCAAACUAAAAGAUGGUACAGUAGUUGAAGAAUACGAAGAUCUUAAAAUUCAAUUAGGUGACGUUGAAGUGAUUCAGGGAUUGGACUUGGCAAUUGCACUUAUGGAUUUAGAUGAAGUUGCUGAAAUUGAAGUAGAUCCAAGAUUUGCUUAUGGUCAUUUAGGAAAACAACCAAACAUACCACCUGAUGCUGUCAUUUCGUAUAUGGUUGAAUUGAAAUCUAUCGAAUUAGAAGAAGAAAUAGAUAGUCUUAGCACUAAUCAACGAAAAGAAAUCGGCAACAACAAACGAGAACGCGGAAAUUGGUGGUUUACUCGUAAUGAACCAACACUAGCAAUUCAGUGUUACCGAAGAGCAUUACAGUUCUUAUUACCAAUGGAAAGUCGUACGUCUUAUCAAAAUGAAGUAGAAGACUCUACUACUGAUGCAGAAUUGCAAGCUUUAUUGGAGGAUCGUAUGAAAGUGUACAAUAAUUUAGCAGCUGCACAAAUGAAAACACAAGCUUAUGAUGCAGCUUUAAAAAGUGUAGAAAGUGUUUUGAGUUGUCAACCUCAAAAUGUAAAGGCAUUGUUCAGAAAAGGAAAACUUUUGCAUUAUAAAGGAGAGCAUGCAUUGGCAUAUCAAACAUUACUUCAGGCAGCAAAAUUAGAACCAGAAACAAAAGCGAUUCAAGUAGAACUAGCCAUUUUAAAAGAAAAGAAUGCUAAAGAUGCUCAACAUGAGAAAAAUCUCUAUCGUAAAAUGUUUGGUACAUCUAAAAUUAACAAUUCGGUUUCAAAAAAUAUGAAAAAAGAAAAUAAAAGUGGAAGUGUAUCAAAGCUUACAUGGAGUUUAAUUGGAGGAGCAACUGCAGCAGUAGUGGGUGUACUUCUAUAUAGAGUUGUUUCGUGAAGGAAAACAGACUAAACCUAAAAGGUAGAGGCAUUUUGGAGAUUUUAAAAUUAACUUCGUUAUUUUAUAAGAAAUACGGCAUACCAUUUAAAAUAACAAAGUAGACCUUGAAAUUUCAAAAACAUCUGUACUUAUAAAAAGAAUUGAUAUAAACUUUUUUAUACAAAUGUAUAUUAUGUAUACUAUAGGAGUUAACCAAGAUAUGCAGUUGCAUAAACUACCUUGUAUAGUAAUGAUUAGAUUAUCAAUGUUUAUGCACAUUUCAUCAUAUAUAAAUAUGCAGAACUUGAAAUAAAUGCAGAAUAUACGUAUUUAUGUGCAAAAUUAACAAAACAGUACAUAAAAUAUACGUUAAUAUUUUUAAAAAAUGUAUAAAAUGUAUGAUAAUCUAAUGCUAAAACCACACAAGAUAUAUGUAUGUAGAUGCUAGAAAAUACUAGAUGAACGAUAGAAAACAUAUGUAAAAUGUAUGCAAUCAUGUAUGUGCAAAGAGUAUGUGAAUACUUUUUAGUUUUAUGUAUAUAAAGAAAAUAUUUUAGUCUGAGAUAAAAGACAAUCAGGUUGUUUAUAUUAUUAAAUAGGAUAGAAUGAUGUAGCUAAUAAAUGUUAAUUGAAUUUAAACAUAAUAUAAAUGUGAUCUGAUAUCAAGGUAGUAUGGAAUUGGACAGAUUGUGUUAUUAAAUACAAAAUAAUGGUACAACGUAAUUAAGCUUUAUUAUUAUGCAAUUUUUAUUUCUCAAUAAUCUGCAUUUACUGAAUACGAAUACGGUCAUCUGUGUUCUAACCAAGAGAA